Cyprinodon variegatus (sheepshead minnow) is the source of this 1898-nucleotide messenger RNA. It is a transcript of the gene stx11b.1, whose product is annotated as syntaxin-11-like. Lineage: Eukaryota; Metazoa; Chordata; Actinopteri; Cyprinodontiformes; Cyprinodontidae. The record is from RefSeq and is a predicted model, not a curated record. Gene Ontology annotation, cellular component: plasma membrane; endomembrane system; synaptic vesicle. Gene Ontology annotation, biological process: intracellular protein transport; exocytosis; synaptic vesicle fusion to presynaptic active zone membrane. The coding region runs from base 333 to 1229 and encodes 298 amino acids. Gene Ontology annotation, molecular function: SNAP receptor activity; SNARE binding. The transcript has 2 exons.
UCUGGUUCUUGACGUGGCGAAAUUCAUCGCUCGAACGAAACCACGCAACAAUCCCUGCUUCAGGGCUCCAAACAUAUCGCCAUUACGCAUGUAGAGAGCCUUGUUUCUCUGCUCGGAGCGCACGGCCUCAGAACCGGAGGAUGCUGCUGAAGCGCUGCAAUCAGCUGAUAAACAAGAGGCAAAGUUUGAUUUCCUUUUAGAACUGAGCAAUAAGGAGGAAAGGAAAUAAAAAAAAGGUGAGUCAUCUCCAUUGAUGUGCAUCAGAGGGAACGUUAUCAGAGCAAGAAACUCUUCCUGAAGUCUGUAGUCUUUCUCUGAAAUCCAGUGCAAACAUGAGGGACAGACUAAGCCACCUGCAGGAAGUGUCCACUGGCAGUAUCGAAACCUCUGAGUAUGCAGAGUCCACCUUUUCUGACACCUUUAGUAAUGUCGACCUGGAAGAGGAGCUACCUCAUCAGGCAGUCGUGUUCGACAACAGCCCUGCUCUCUCCGAUGUCUUUGCUCAAUCCCAGGACAUCCACCGAGAGGUACAACUCAUCCGAGUUGAAGUUAAAAGGCUCCGUGAGCAGAAUUCCCGCAUGCUCCAUGGCAACACUACCAUGAGCACAAUUAAAAAAGACUCCAAUGCUAUAGGCGCAGACAUAAAGAAGAAGGCUGAGGAUGUCCUAGAACGCCUGCACAAAAUGGACGGAACAGCCCACAAGUUAGAGCAGGAACAUGGCGAAAAUUCUGCAGUCACACGCAUCGCCCGAACCCAGUAUGCUUGCCUCAGCAAUGGUUUUCGAGACGCCAUGUUUGACUAUAAUGAGGCUGAGAUGACCCAUCGAGAAAACUGCAAAGCCCAGAUCAUGAGGCAGAUGGAGAUUGUUGGCCGGGACGUGACGGGCGAAGAUGUGGAGGAGAUGAUCGAGAAGGGCCAGUGGAAUAUCUUUACUGACAAUGUUGUGAGUGAAGGCAAAACGGCCCGAUCAGCUCUGUUCCAGAUUGAGAAGCGCCAUCAGGAGCUCUUAGAUCUGGAGAACCGUAUCCAGGGAAUCCAUGAGAUUUUCCUGGACAUUGCCCUACUGGUAGAGGAACAAGGCCCAAUGCUGGAUUACGUCCAAACAAAUGUUCAAAAAACCGACGCGGGCAUACAAGAUUCCAUCGUCAAACUUAAACUGGCUAAAAAACAUGACAACAACAAUCCGUUUAAGAAGAUGUUUUGCAGUUGCUUCCCAUGCUAUAACUAAGGACUGGAACCAUCUGCAAUGUAAAGUCUUUGAUAAAUGCAUUCUUAUUAUUGUUGCAAAGCAAUACUUGUUAUUGAAGGACAAUAAUAUCAAGAACUUAAAUGAAGGUCUAACUGUAGAAUCAGUAGCACAGUCAUCUGCACUAUAUGUAGAGAUAACAAUAUGCUUCUGUAUAAAAAAAAAAAAAAGUUUAUUCUUAAGUUAUAUCCACGAGUAUCUAAAUUCCUGGGAUGGAAUGGUGACCUGCCCUGGAUGCACCUCUGGCCUAGUGACUGACCCUGAGAAAGUGUACAUAUAUAUAGAGAGAGAGGGAGAGAAAAAAAAAUCUGCCAGUGUCUCAAAUCAUAAUUUUAUGAAAUGGAUGUGAUGAAAAUUAUUCUAAAUUAUUGUUGAUCUUUUUUGCCAUUUGGACUCUAUUUAAACCUGGUUGGGACUGUUUCCUUCAGCAAAUUAAACUGGAUUGAGUGACCUGAGAUUGCACAUCUCCUUAUUUACAACCUAAAAAUUUACUUAAGAUGUUAUUGUGGUUGUUUUUGGGCUAAAUGUUAUAUGUCAUGUUACCUUUAAGUCAUUAUCAACUAUAGAUGUCCAGGCAAUAGUAUCUAUAAUUGCUCAGAUGUCACAUGAAUAAAUCACACAAUAAAAAUACAUUUUUAUGGUACAAUCACA